UGAACCGUUGAGUUCCACUAUGAGAUAUUACUCUUUGAAGCGAUCUAUAAGACAUUUAGUUAUGUGCUGUUAUAUAGACUGAACGAGCCGCCGUUGGUGAUGAUCAACAUCCAGAGAGGUUCUGGGAACGCUGGGAGGCGAGCGGAUAGCCUGAUGUGAAGCAAGCCACUGAGGCGAGUAGAGAAGCUCCACUCCAGUGACUCUGGUAGGUUGACCCUGAGCGGAGAAUACGCCGUGCUGUCAGUCCGGUGUGAAGUGUGGCGGUGUGAGGAGUUUAGCUGCACUCACCGCUGGUAUAGCUGAGUCGGUAUAUAGACAGAGGGAGAAACGUUCAACAUGAGUUGAUAUGUGAAGGAAGCAAUGCCUCGUUGUAGACGGAAAGUUUCUGCUGUAGUGUGUGUCAUCUGUACAACUGUACUCUGUCUCAACACUCUGAUUGUACUGAGACUAUCCAACACUGCCACCCUCGUGGAAGGGGGUGGGGGCAGCCAGCCCCACCCCGUCCAGGACUUCGGGGACUCGGCCGGAUUGGCCCACCUGCCCGCUUGGCGGAAGAGACUGAACAAGAGUAACUACACCAGUGACACAAGCCCCGAGGGGGAGGGUGUCGGGGUGGGUGUCGGGGUGGGUGACCAUGAACCCUAUAAACUCAACUAUAUGCCUCCACAGAAGGCCCACGAAGGAGAGUCAGAGAAAACCUUAAAACACGUGCAAGAAAACAAGAAUAUGAGUUCGAACCCAAGGACGUUCAAAUCUAAUUAUUCCGACCCAAAACUGGAUAAUUUUCUACGUGUUCUUAAUAGAAUAAACAACGAAAGCUUCCCCUUCUCUACAUACGAUGGAGUUCCAUAUUCAAAAUUUUUGCGGAUGUACCGGAAAAGCUCGAGGAGGAAAGGAUUCGGUCUACCUGUUUACAAGAAUUACAAAGGAGUGACGAACUGGGAACGGUUCCACAUGGGGAUACACCAAUACGGUCUGUACAGCCAGGAAGACCACUACAUUGACGACUUGCUGAAGGACCUCGCCACGCUCCCCGUCGUCGAUGUUGAGCAAAAGGAGGGCGGUACCCAGCUCAAGCUUAUCCUGACGUACACAGACGAGGGCCAGUCGUUAUUCAAACCCAGAAGGUUUCCAAGGACAUAUGAGACGCCCCCGGACCAUUUUUACUUUGUGGACUUCGAGCGCCAUAAUGCUGAGAUAGCUGCUUUCAAUUUAGACAGGGUGCUGGGAUUCCACCGAGUGCCCCCGACCGCCGGCCGCAAGAUCAACAUGACCCACGACAUCAAACGCUUCGCUGACCACAAACUGGUCAAGACUUUCUUCUAUUCCCCAGCGGGCAACGUGUGCUUCCACGGUUCAUGCUCCUACUACUGUGACACGACUCACGCCAUCUGCGGCAACCCCGACACCUCGGAGGCGUCGGUCGCAACAUUCCUUCCGCCAGAAAAAAUAGCGCCCAGAAAAACAUGGCGGAACCCAUGGAAACGGUCGUACAGCAAGCACCGCAAAGCGUACUGGGAGGUUUACGAUGAUCUGUGCGACAAGGUGAGGAGUCGACCACCCUACAACACUGGUCGCCGGCUGCUGGACAUCAUGGACAUGACCGUGUUCGACUUUCUCACAGGCAACAUGGACAGGCACCAUUAUGAGACGUUCCUGGACUUCGGCAAUGAGACGUUCCUGAUGCACCUUGACAAUGGGAGAUCGUUCGGAAAGACGAAGCACGACGAGAUGUCCAUCCUAGCUCCCGUCAGCCAGUGCUGUUUGAUCCGUCAUUCCACCUUCAUUAAGCUUGUGAAGAUGUACCGCGGCCCCGAGAGCCUGAGCAGCGUCAUGAGACGUGUAUUGGCAGCGGACAUGAUCAGCCCUGUCCUCCUUGACACCUUCCUGGACGCGCUGGACAGAAGGGUGAUGAAGAUCCUUCAGAUGGUCAUGGACUGUGUCAACCGACGUGGUCAGCCCUACAAGUCCGUCAUCAUCGACGACUUCUUCUAAAGCAAA
Haliotis rubra (blacklip abalone) is the source of this 2001-nucleotide messenger RNA. RefSeq names its product extracellular serine/threonine protein kinase FAM20C-like. NCBI's taxonomy places the organism in Eukaryota, Metazoa, Mollusca, Gastropoda, Lepetellida, Haliotidae. The record is from RefSeq and is a predicted model, not a curated record. Gene Ontology annotation, molecular function: protein serine/threonine kinase activity. The coding region runs from base 361 to 1995 and encodes 544 amino acids. Gene Ontology annotation, cellular component: Golgi apparatus. The transcript has 9 exons. Gene Ontology annotation, biological process: protein phosphorylation.